GCUGCUGCCCGGGACGCGGCCCGGGGCGGGUGGGAACCGGGGCGUCCUCCCGCGCGCCCCCUCCCCAGCGUCCCACCUCCCGGCCGCGCGCCGGCGGCGGCGGGGAAAGUCUCUCCUAAAGCGUGAAGGGGGAUUGGAGGAGGUUUUUAUUUCCCUUUGUGCGGGUGGCUGGGGCCGGAUCGAGGCGGCCCGGCCGGGGGCCGCGGGAUUGGGGCUCCCCGCUGAGCCGAGAGGAGCGCGACAAAGGAUGCGUCCCGCCGGGGUCACCGUCUCCGCGCCCCAACUUUGCGUGCAAAGCCCGCUCCCCUGGGGAGCCCGCCCGCUGCUCUGAGAACCCAGGCGUCCGGGCUGGGCGAGGGGCCGGGAUCGUCCGCAGGCGGCGCUGGCCGGGUCUCCGGACCCCAGGAAGGGAUCCCGGAGCUUCCCCGAGGCGGCGAGCGUCCGAGCCGCGCCGGGGAACCGCGCUGCCCGCGAAAACUCCGCGCGCCUCCGCGGAUGCCCCUCGCCCUGGCCCCUAGCGCGCGGCGUUCAGGGCCCUGCGGGGCGCCCCCUUCCCCCGCGGUGCUUCCCCAGCCGGGCUAAGGUGGGCUUGUCCUCCUCCCUCCUCCGUCGCCUCAUUUUCCUCCCCCUCCUUCACCUUUUCCUUCCCUCUAUCCAUCCAGAGCUCCGCCAAAGGGCGCACCUGAUCUUUCUCCUCUUUCCCUGCUCUUCCUCUCCUCCUCCUCCUCCUUUUCCUCCUCCCUGGGGAAAGGGGCCCGGACAAGCGCAUGUGGGGGCCCCUGUGACAGUGGCCGGAUUGGGGGUGGCAGGCGCCCAAAUGGCCAAGUGGCUACGGGACUACCUGAGCUUUGGCGGUCGGAGGCCCCCUCCGCAGCCGCCCACCCCGGACUACACCGAGAGCGACAUCCUGAGGGCCUACCGGGAGCAAAAGAACCUGGACUUCGAGGACCCCUAUGAGGACGCGGAGGGCCGCUUGGAGCAGGACCCAGCGGGCCCCGGGGACUCCAAGAACGCCGGAGAUGCCACGUAUGGCUCUCCCAAGCACCGGCUCAUCAAGGUGGAGGCUGCGGAUAUGGCCAGAGCCAAGGCCCUUCUGGGCGGCCCCGGGGAGGAGCUAGAAGCUGACACGGAGUACUCAGACCCCUUUGAUGCCCAGCCUCAUCCCGCACCACCAGAUGAUGGGUACAUGGAGCCCUAUGAUGCCCAGCGGGUUAUGAGUGAACUGCCCGGCAGAGGGGUGCAGCUCUAUGACACCCCUUAUGAGGAACAGGACCAAGAGAUAGCGGAGGAGCCCCCUUCUGGGCAGAAGCCUCGGCAGAGCCGGAUGCCCCAGGAGGACGAACGGCCAGCAGAUGAGUAUGACCAGCCCUGGGAGUGGAAGAAAGACCACAUCUCCAGGGCGUUUGCAGUGCAGUUUGACAGUUCAGAGUGGGAAAGGACUCCAGGCCCAGCCAAGGAGCUUCGGAGACCCCCACCCAGAAGCCCCCAGCCUGCAGAGCGAGUGGACCCAGCCCUGCCCCUGGAGAAACAGCCGUGGUUCCACGGCCCCCUGAACAGGGCGGAUGCGGAGAACCUCCUGUCCCUCUGCAAGGAAGGCAGCUACCUAGUGCGGCUCAGUGAGACCAGCCCCCAGGACUGCUCCUUGUCUCUCAGGAGCAGCCAGGGGUUCCUGCAUCUGAAGUUCUCACGGACCCGAGAGAACCAGGUGGUGCUGGGUCAACACAGCGGGCCCUUCCCCAGCGUGCCUGAGCUGGUCCUCCACUACAGUUCCCGCCCCCUGCCGGUGCAGGGAGCCGAACAUCUGGCUCUGCUGUACCCUGUGGUGACGCAGACCCCCUGACAGCGACCCUCGGCCCCCUUUUGAGUCCUCGGGCCCAGAAUUGUAUCCCAAAGCCCUCCCCUGGCCUAGAAAAUAAAUAAGUUAUUGUUU
Messenger RNA from Saimiri boliviensis boliviensis (Bolivian squirrel monkey), 1930 nucleotides. RefSeq names its product Src homology 2 domain containing transforming protein D (gene SHD). The record is from RefSeq and is a predicted model, not a curated record. NCBI's taxonomy places the organism in Eukaryota, Metazoa, Chordata, Mammalia, Primates, Cebidae. Gene Ontology annotation, molecular function: phosphotyrosine residue binding.